UCGUCAAAUGCUAUUCAACUUGUAACACAUGGGGAAGAAGUUUGCAUCCAAAUAGGAAAUCAUAAUAUGUGCCGUUUGAACAUAGACGUUUCUAAUGAACUGCAAACGGAAGAAGAAUCUGGAAGUACAAAUGAUGAAGGUGAUCUUGUACAAAUGACUUUACAGAUGCACACAGCUUCGUCGUCCGGGAUAUUUAUUGCUUCUUUGGAAGAAAGAAUGUUGCUAGCACUAUCAGGAAAUCAAAGAGAAGAAAUCAACAGAGUUCUGCGCGAAAAAUUUGGUGUUGAAAUUAUUGUUUGCAAGAGAGGAAGCGUUGUUCUUGUUAUGCGGAAAAUAAAGCCAAUUUUCAAAGGUCUGGUGUACCAAAAAAACCAGCUAGAUUUCCUUUCAACUUUAUUUGAACUUCUUGGAUUUUCAAAAAAGCAUCCAUCGGAGAUCAACCUUCAAGUGCAGCUCAAGUCAGGAGAUGAUACCUUCAAUGAAUCUCAGCUGAAGGAAAAAGGCCUUCAGUUGAUGUUAUCACCCAGAAAAACGAUAGCAUGCAUGACAAAGGAGGACCAGAAAAAACUAGUGUCAUGUUUAUUCCUUAAAACCAUUGGCUCCAAUCUUGGAGACAACAGCACCAGUGAACUGCAGAUCAAAGAGGAUACUGAAAAAUGUUUAACAUCGAUUAAUGAACUCCGAGAGAGAGUCGACAAACUGGAAGAAACAGCUGAUUGUUCUCCAUCUAAACGAAAGAAAACAUCCAAAGGUAAUCGUGAAAAUAUGACACCAAUGCAUUUGGUUUUAUAGAAACUUCUAAUACAGAUCCUGAACUACACUACUCAAUUUAAUUGGAGUAAAGCCAAUAUAAUUUGAUGGGUUAAUAUACAUAUGCCAAUUAGAAGUGUCAAACGACACUUGCAUCUGGAAUUUAAGUAAAUCCUAUAGUGUUACAAAUGCAUCACAAACCCUCAUAUAUUACUUUGGAGAAAAAUAGUAUUCUUUAAUAGCUACUCAAUAAAAGCUAAAAACAUCGCAAGAUACGAUGUGUAAAAUAGAGACUUUAAAUUUUAAAUAAAGUAUAAUCUUUCUUUUUUUUUGCGGGGGGGGGGGAUAGUGAUAAUCACUUUGCUUAUUUUAUGCAGUUUUAACACAUACAUGCUUAGUAACUGUAUUUUCCUUAAGCCCCUUUCACAAUUGGCACACAAACACUUUGCGAUUGAAUUUUUUGGCUUCAGGCGAGCUAUCGCAUACGUUGCGCGAGCUCUUGCAUUCGUUGCAUACGUUUUGUGGUCGCAUCAAGUCUCCUCUAAAUUGCAGACAUGCAACAUAUUCAGACGCGCCAAAACGCGAACCAGAUUAUUGCACUGCAACGCAGGAACAUUGGUAGGAAUGUUUUAAACGUUUUGUGUGCUCGCAAAAGCGGUGCACGAUUUUUAAAUAUCGAUAAAAUAAUAUAUUUUAAGAUAAAUCGCAGCUGUUUUUGCGUAUGUUGUGCGACCAUGAGACUGUUGCUCAAUGUGUUCCAUGUAAUCUUACAACGUUUUACUAUCAAUGCAAAUAUUAUCAGUUUCAGUUUGCAUGCUUUGCCAUUAAAAUAUACUGGAUAGAAAACCCUCUUUUUGCCCGAUGUUAUUUUCGCUUCUACUAACGGUUUUGCCUUGUCUUGAAUUCAUCCAAUAAUAUUGCGGUAAAAGAGAGAUAAUAUAAUUCAUUGGAAUUCGCCAAGUAUUAAUCGGCUUACUGACAAAUAGAGCAAAAUGGAUAAAUCGGGGGCAUAAAAGCGACAAUUUAAAUGAAAGCAUCCUUGGGCAGGAUACAUUUAUAUAUCUUCAAAUUAUGAUCCCCUGCGGUAUGGAUGGGCAACUAUUGGGGUCAAGUUUUACAUAAGAAUAUAUGAAGACAAUAUUUCACAAUUUUUUUAUCAAAGACAAUUAGCCAGAAAAGCUGGGGGGUUUCAAUAAUGAUCCCUGGAGGUAAUUUGGGGCAAAUUGGGUGGAGAGGUGAAGUUUUUACAAAGAGAAUAAUUUCAAUCAUUCUCAAAAACUUCAAACAUAACUUGUCUGAAAUUAACAAGCAACUUGACCUAUGUUUGGUUAAUUCUCAAUUGUUAUGAUUUUGAUAUCUGUUCUGGGUCACCUAGUGUUGAAGUGUUGAAGGUUUAAUUUAGAUUUAUAUUCAUGUGAACAGUUCUAUUAAUUCUUAAUAAGCACUGUCCUUCUCAGUAUGUGUAAUGACGAUGAAAUCAUUCAGUUGUAAAUGGAACU
Molecule: messenger RNA, 2249 nt
Organism: Magallana angulata
Lineage: Eukaryota; Metazoa; Mollusca; Bivalvia; Ostreida; Ostreidae
Exons: 5
Coding region: 67-792 (241 amino acids)
Source: RefSeq, a predicted model, not a curated record